AUGGCUUCUGCAGUCUGGGGGAACGCUCCCUGGUGGGGCCCACCGCCCCCAGCCCCAGCCCGGCCACUCACAGACAUCGACUUCUGCUCUGGAGCUCAGCUGCAAGAACUAACCCAGCUGAUCCAGGAGCUGGGUGUGCAGGAGAGCUGGAGUGAUGGGCCCAAGCCAGGACCAGAUCUCCUCCAGGCCAAGGAUUUUGUGUUCUCUUUGCUUGGUCUCAUUCACCGCAGGGACCCUCGUUUUCCUCCCCAGACAGAGCUUCUGCUGCUUCGUGGUGGGAUUCGAGAGGGCUCCCUGGAUUUGGGGCCUGUGCCUCUAGGUCCCUACACUCGGGGACCUCACUACGAUGCCGGCUUCACACUCCUGGUGCCCGUGUUUUCUCUAGAUGGCACUGGGCAGGAGCUGCAACUGGACAUGAGAUCCUGUUACGCAUGGCUCUGCCUCCCAGAGCAGGUACCCGGAACCUCGGUCCGGGAAGCAUGGCAGGAUUGCCUAGGACCCCCAGUCCCAGGAGGACGUGAUUGGAUCCACCCAACUGAAAGCAGAGAAAGUCCCCGGGACCCGCAAAGCUCCGUGGACCAGCCACACGGUGACAUCACUGAGCCUGAGGCACACGAGUCUUUGGGAAAAUCACCUAGUAAUGUUUCAGUGCCAGAGUUAUCCCAGCAAAACCUAACCGAUAUUGAUUUUCCCUCACCAUCGGAAGAAACAAAUGAUGACGUCACCAAAGCAGCCGAUGUUAGCCCAGGGCCACAGCCGUCGGAGGCUCGGGAGGCAUGGCCCACACUGUGCCCCGCCCAGGUGGCUGCUUGGUUCUUUACUUCGCUGGCUGCGGUCGCUGAGUCCCUGUUCCCGGUCCCGGGUGCCCCGCGCUUGGUCCACGCAGCCCGCCACGCAGGGUUCACUACCAUCCUCCUGGCUACGCCCGGGCCCCCGCGCCGCCUCCUGCUUUUCGACCUGAUCCCCGUGGUAUCUGUGGCCGGCUGGCCCCAGGGGGCUCGGAGCCACUCGUGGGCCGGCCCGCUGGCCUCGGAGUCGUCCUCCUUCUAUCUGGUGCCCGGCGGCGGCGGCCGAACCGAGCGGCCGGGCGCCUCCGGCUGGCAGCUCUGCUUCGCCCGCCAGGAGCUGGCGCUCAAGGCGCGCAUACCCGCUCCGCUGCUGCAAGCGCACGCGGCGGCCCAGGCGCUCCUGCGCCCGCUGGUGGCGGGGACCCGGGCCACGGCGCCCUACCUCCUGCGGACGUUGCUCUACUGGGCGUGCGAGCGGCUGCCAGCACUCUAUCUGGCGCGACCCGAGAAUGCGGGCGCCUGCUGCCUCGGGCUGCUGGAUGAACUGGGCCGAGUGCUCGAGGCAGGGACGCUGCCCCACUAUUUUCUGAGUGGCCAAAAGCUCCGUGCGGGGGACGGCGCCAAUUCGCUGCUCGGGGCGUUGGCCAUGCUUCGCGGGGACCCUGCUCGGGCCCUGCGCUCCGCUGUGGAGGAGGCCAAGGCUGCGCGUAAGGGGGGUGGCUUAGCCGGCGUGGGAGCCGGGUCCCAUUAA
This is a messenger RNA of Rangifer tarandus platyrhynchus (Svalbard reindeer), 1539 nucleotides long. The record is from the annotation of a GenBank genome assembly. NCBI's taxonomy places the organism in Eukaryota, Metazoa, Chordata, Mammalia, Artiodactyla, Cervidae.